Molecule: messenger RNA, 2531 nt
Organism: Heterocephalus glaber (naked mole-rat)
Lineage: Eukaryota; Metazoa; Chordata; Mammalia; Rodentia; Bathyergidae
Gene: Slc52a2
Product: solute carrier family 52 member 2
Biological process (GO): riboflavin transport
Cellular component (GO): plasma membrane
Molecular function (GO): riboflavin transmembrane transporter activity
Source: RefSeq, a predicted model, not a curated record
CCGGGCUCGGCGGAUGGCUCUGCGCCGAGGUCUCCGAGCCGGUGGUGGAGCCAUUGCCGAUGAUGGCGUCGUGGGCGGAGCGGAAGUAGGAUCUGGCGGAAGGGGCGGAGCCACCUAUCCCUGUCUUCCCCUGGGGCUCCGCUGGGAGACCUGUCCAAAACUCCGCUUCCGGGGAGGGCGGGCCGGCGCAGCGACGGUAGCUCGGCGGGUCAGCGGAGUGCACCUCCAGGUCUGCAGGGCUUUGUCGGGAGCCGGGAUUUCGCGCUUGCUGGCAGGAAGUCAGCCACAGAGCAGGCAGCGCUGGGGCCACGCCUCGGACGCUGUCGGCCACAGCCCUUCGCCAGCGGCAACUCUGGCUGGAAGAGGUCUUCCAAGGCCAGAAGAGCAAGAGUGUCUUAGGACCUUGGUGGAGAGAGAGUGGCCUGCGACUUUCACCCUGCCCUGGAGAGCCCUCUUUGGCCUCAUGGCAGCACCGCCGCUGGGCCGUCUGGUGCUGACCCACCUGCUGGUGGCCCUCUUCGGCAUGGGCUCUUGGGCUGCUGUGAAUGGCAUCUGGGUGGAGCUGCCCGUGGUGGUGAAAGACCUCCCAGAGAGUUGGAGCCUCCCCUCGUACCUCUCUGUGCUUGUGGCGCUGGGGAAUCUGGGUCUGCUGGUGGUAACCCUGUGGAGGCAGCUGGCCCCGGGCAAGGGCGAGCGGGUCCCCAUCCAGGUGGUGCAAGGGCUGGGCAUAGUGGGCACAGCCCUGCUGGCCCCUCUGUGGCACCACGUGGCCCCAGUGGCUGGGCAGCCCCACUCUGUGGCCUUUCUGACAUUGACAUUAGUGCUGGCACUAGCCUGCUGUGCCUCUAACGUCACUUUCCUGCCCUUCCUCAGCCACCUGCCACCUCCUUUCUUACGGUCUUUCUUCCUGGGUCAAGGCCUCAGUGCCCUCCUGCCCUGUAUGCUGGCCCUCAUUCAGGGUGUGGGCCGCCUUGAGUGCCUGCCUGCUUCGGCCAAUGGCACCUCUGAGCCCAUCUACUUCCCUGAGCUUUUUUCUGCCAGCACCUUCUUCUGGGCACUGACUGCCCUUCUGGUCACUUCGGCUGCCGCCUUCCAGGGUCUCCUGCUGUUGCUGCCAUCACCACCGUCUGUACCCACAGGCGGUCCAGCGCAGGGCCUGCGAGUGAGAGAACCAGGAGUGGAGGAGGAAGAGGAAGAGGUUUCACCAUUGCAGGAGCCACCAAACCAGGCAGCAGGCACCACUGUCAGCCCAGACCCUAAGGCCCAUCAGCUGUUCUCAGCCCGCGGUGCCUGCCUGCUGGGCCUGCUGGCCAUCACCAGUGCACUGACCAAUGGUGUGCUGCCUGCUGUGCAGAGCUUUUCCUGCUUGCCCUAUGGGCACCUGUCUUACCACCUGGCAGUGGUACUGGCCAGCUGUGCCAACCCUCUUGCCUGCUUUUUGGCCAUGGCCAUCCUGUGCAGGUCCCUGGCAGGGCUCUGUGGGCUCUUUCUGCUGGGCAUGCUCUUUGGGGCCUACUUGAUGACAUUGGCAGUCCUGAGCCCCUGCCCUCCUCUAGUGGGCACCUCUACAGGCAUGGUCCUUGUGGUGCUGUCAUGGGUGCUGUGUAUGGGCCUGUUCUCAUAUGUCAAGGUGUCGAUAAGCUCCGUGCUACAUGGUGGGGGCCGGCCAGCAUUGCUAGGAGCUGGCGUGACCAUCCAGAUGGGCUCCCUGCUUGGUGCUGUUGCCAUGUUCCCUCCUGCCAGCAUCUACCACGUAUUCCACAGUGGACAGGAUUGUGUGGACUCAUGUGGCCGCUGAACUUGAGCAGGAUAUGGGAGUGGUCAGGGACGGAUAUGGCCAUCCACAUUUGGGAAUCAACUUCUCUGUGCCCCGCCCCAGGAGGGAGACCUCAUUGCCCACCUCCAUUGGAUCUGGACUACUGCACUUUUCACUGCAGCUUCUGAGACCUUAGAGGCCACUUGGGUUCUAGUGGGGGUUAAUCAAAGCACCUCAGGGGAAUAAAUCAGUCCACCGUAAGAUCUGUCUUGGGGGUAUCAAUUAUCUUAAUAACUAUUAAAAUUACUCAAAAGUUUUGAAGGAGCUUGCCCAAGAAUGAAGGUACCCAGAAACAAACAGAGCAAAGAGGUAGAGAAACGGAACAUCAUGGAGUCAUCUGGGUCCACCUGUGCCAAAAGCUACCCCAGCCCUCUGGAUCUUCCCACUCAAGCUCCCAUAGACCCCCAGAUUUCUAAAAGUAUACCUGAUUCAUCUUCCGAGUUCUCAUCCCCACCCCAGGCCCUUAUUUCUCCAAUUGCCUGCAUUUCCUAGCCUUCACACUACUUUUACUCUAGUUCCCCUAGUUUGCUUAAGCAACAGCCCUAAUGGUAACUCCCAGGGACUGAGGAAGAGACCACCACCCAUCUCAUCACCAUCACAGUUCUGGCACAUCUAGGGCGCAGGGGCAGGCCCACUAAUGUCUGAGCAUGGCUGACUCCUGGCUUGGUAGAAGAUUGGUGGCUUUUUAUUCAGAAACAAAGAACUGUGAUGUUCU